AUGGUCAUUUCGAUCCUUACACGAUGGCGACACGAAGCUGUACCGGCACCGACUGAACCUGCUAAUGCCACCACCAACCAUAGCUUGACCAAACACCAAUCCAAGGACGGGAAAACGCAACACUUAUGCAACGAGUCAGACACUCAAGUAGGAUCUGUAAAGAAAGCCCAAGGACUUGGACAGGGAUAUGACUGGAGCAGUGGAGUCAAGGUCCCUUCCACGCCAGUACCGCGUCUACUUUCGCCAGCUGUGACUUCACCUGCUACCAUCGGCAAAUGUCACAGCUUAGAGGAGAGGAAAUCCAAGUUAUACAACAGUUCCUCUUAUUAA
Molecule: messenger RNA, 330 nt
Organism: Nezara viridula (southern green stink bug)
Lineage: Eukaryota; Metazoa; Arthropoda; Insecta; Hemiptera; Pentatomidae
Source: the annotation of a GenBank genome assembly